ACAAAUAUGUAAAGAAGUAGGAGGAGUAGAGGAGACCAAGCAAGGGGGGAGAUAAAGAGAGCAGUCAUAUGUUGCUUUGGUCCUCAGUAGUCUGUCAGCUACGAACGAGUGAACAUCAAUCCCCAUGCUUCCCUCAACUUAACUCAUCAAUGGCAAUCCAUAUCGCUGCUGCGUCCCGGGCUAUGGUGGCGCGCCUUGCCUUGGUUCUCAGAGUCACGUCCCGCUCGUCACACUCCCAGGAACCUCAUGAGCACCCAACCGGCAUCAGUCAAGCAUCAGUGGCGCCCCUGGCAUCGAAAAUCAGCAGCCAGUGCCCGUACGAGAAGAUGAUGGAGGCGCACAGAGCGAUUAUAUCCGAGAACCCCACGACCAUGAUCCCGCCGCACCAUGUGGACGAGAUCGCUGACCACCUGCUCUGCCAUCAGAUACAGGACCGGCCUAGCGACAAGGAGCUGCUCCAUAUUUACCGCGGCUGGGUGCUCACGGUAACACAUUAGAGGGCAGUGCUAACCAGAUGCAGCUAUUAUAACAUGUUUUUGUCUUUCUUCCUAAAUCUUUCUUCAUUUUUUUUUUAUUCUCUUUUUGUUUUUCAUUAAUCUCGUUUUGUUUUUCCUUUUUUUCAUGUGUGAGUGUAUGUUUGUAUGUUCCACAGUUUGUAGGAUGACGAUGCUUUAUACUGAGAUCUCAUUGUCUAUUUGUACAUUGACACUAGCGAGUACUUUCGCAGGCGUGCAUGUACUUUCGAUUCAUAGAUACCGUUUCUGAAAGUAGUGAUGUCCUUUUCUACAAAAUGUUUCAGACAAAAAACGAACAAACAAAAACAACUAGUACCUUACCUGUUGUAUCACCAGUUCUUCUUGGUCUUUGUAGAGCUUUCAUUAUAAAGCAGUGCAUUAGUCCAUAUGUUAAUUUCUAUAUAUUUUACAGACUUUUAAGCUCAUUAGACUUUGUGACAUCACCUCUUUGAGACAACUGCGUAUGUUCUAGAAUGUAAUGAGAGUUAAUACAUAAAUGCAAGCUGUUGAUUUUGAAGAUAAGUGUUGUUACAUAUCUCUAUCUAUUUUUUUACUGCUUCUUACUUUGACUUGUUCAAGAUAUUGAACAUUAUUAUUCAGCAUGAUUUGUAGGACAUGAACUAUUCAUUCAAGGUGUGUCGUUCUCAUACAAAUGGAUAGUUUUGUUUUUAAUAUAUUAGUUUUUGUUUAAUGGAAGAUAAAAUAAAUACAAUAACAGUGCCAGGAAAUCGGUUACCAAACAUAAUUUCUCUCUCUCUCUCUCUCUCUCUCUCUCUCUCUCCUCCUCUCUCUCUCUCCUCUCUCUCUCUCUCUCUCUCUCUCUCUCUCUCUCUCUCUCUCUCUCUCUCUCUUGAUGUAUAGCUAAAUUAUUUAUAUACAUUUUUUUUUUUAUUGCCUACUUGCUGACAAUCGGAUUUUCGUUAACCAAAAAACUUCAUUCUCGAAAUCCGAGCUUGACGACUGAGUGAAAAUAAUUGAUUUUCACUGUUGUUAAUAAAGACAUCAGUACAAUUA
Scylla paramamosain (green mud crab) is the source of this 1529-nucleotide messenger RNA. RefSeq lists its product as uncharacterized. The transcript is spliced from 3 exons. Lineage: Eukaryota; Metazoa; Arthropoda; Malacostraca; Decapoda; Portunidae. The record is from RefSeq and is a predicted model, not a curated record. Bases 69 to 497 code for a protein of 142 amino acids.